Molecule: messenger RNA, 926 nt
Organism: Neoarius graeffei (lesser salmon catfish)
Lineage: Eukaryota; Metazoa; Chordata; Actinopteri; Siluriformes; Ariidae
Exons: 6
Coding region: 95-721 (208 amino acids)
Source: RefSeq, a predicted model, not a curated record
AGUUACCUACACACACUUCAGAUCCUCUAUCUAACACGCGACUGCGCUUCAGAGUGAAAAAGAUUUUCUUUAUUACCUGCAGAACAAUGUUACUAUGGCGUUUCGUCAGACAAGGAAUUUGCAUCUGGGACUUUGUUUCAUCAUGUUUCUAUUAACUUUUGGAGAUUGUACCAAGUCAUAUGAAAGAAAUAUUCCACACCAGAUGAACAGAACGGCUUCUCAGGGGGAAACUGUUACUUUACACUGCAAUGGAACUCGAGAUAAUAUAAGAGAUUUUACUUGGCAUAAGGACGGGAAUCUUCUUUUUAACUACAGCCCAACAAAGAACAGUACUACCACAAACUACACAUCACGUAGGAUGCAGGUCGACCCCACAGAUCCCAGAAAACUACAGAUAUCUGAUGUACAACCUUCAGAUGCAGGAUUAUACACAUGUUUUCCACCAAAAUUACAAUGGAUAUUAACCAUAGAAGGUCUGAAGAGUGAGUCCAAACCAAUCCCACUCUAUAUAGUUUUCUCGGUUACUGGAGCUGUUGCACUGUGUCUCUUUAUCUUCUGUGCUGUUUGUCUUCACUGGAAAUGGAAAAAGAAAGUGGACUUUAAUCACACAGACAACAACAGAGAUGAGCCUCAAAUGCAAGGAAGAAGAAUGAACCGUACUCAGGACAGCCAAUAUUUUGAGAGAUUCAACUCAGUAUAUGGACAAUUCAAAGAUCCUUGAUACAAGAACAAUACAGAAUUUCUUGCAUGGACAAGACAGUGGACUUGGCCCACAAAGAACUUCAAGCAAACCAAAGUCUUCAACAGAAAGAUUGUAUCAAACAGUUUACAGCUAUCCAUUCAGGAAAUUCUAUAAUUAUUUAAUGUACAGUUUGUGUAAUAAUGCUUAAAUUUAUGCUUAAAUGAGUAAAUUUUUUUUAAAUGCA